This is a messenger RNA of Onychostoma macrolepis, 4847 nucleotides long. Its product is annotated as 1-phosphatidylinositol 4,5-bisphosphate phosphodiesterase gamma-2. The transcript has 32 exons. Lineage: Eukaryota; Metazoa; Chordata; Actinopteri; Cypriniformes; Cyprinidae. Gene Ontology annotation, molecular function: phosphatidylinositol-4,5-bisphosphate phospholipase C activity. The record is from RefSeq and is a predicted model, not a curated record. The coding region runs from base 41 to 3463 and encodes 1140 amino acids. Gene Ontology annotation, biological process: positive regulation of epithelial cell migration; lipid metabolic process; phosphatidylinositol-mediated signaling.
UCUCAGUUUGCUUUGCACACCGAAACUGGAAGAUGCAGUGAUGGUGGGCGGCAAUGAGCGGCAUGAGCUGAUAGAGGAUGAGAGGAGACGGGUUAUUGAGCAUCUGCAGACGGGGACUGAAAUGAUGGUGUAUCAGCAGAGGGUUGAGAGACUCACCGUUCAGGUCAUUAUAGAGAGCAUGCAAGUGGCCUUGACACGCUCCGACGACAGGAUAGUCAGAAUGUUGGACAUUUUUGAGUUCAAGGAGGUUCGCCAGUGGGAGACAUUUAAGGAUUUCCAAAGAUUUAAUGAGAGCAGGGGGAGUAGAUUUCGAAGAAUCUUUGGCCAAUCUGAAAAAGAGCUUCAGCAGGACAGCAAAACCUGUUUCACCAUCUUCUAUGGAUCUGAGUUCAUUUUAAAAUCACUGAGUCUAAAAGCUGAUUCAGUGGAGGAUGCAGAAAAAUGUCUGACAGGACUGAAGUUACUCAGAAAGGAAACACUGGCGGCUCACACACUAGAGAUUAUAGAGAGUUGGCUGAGGAAGCAGAUGUACUCGGUUGAUCAAACAAAGAAAAACAGCAUCACCCUGAAAGAGCUCAAGUCUCUUUUGCCACAGAUGAACUUCACUGUACCAGGUGGACGUUUUCUGGAGGACAGAUUUGUGGAGGUGGCAGCAAAUGAUUAUUCCCUGGACUUUCAGCGGUUUUACAAAUUCUACCAUCUUUUAAUAUUUGAAAACCAGAAGAUGUUGCUAGAAGAGUUUGAAAAGGGGUCUGCAGCUUUCAUAAUAAGUAAUGCUGAUAGUCCUGAAUCUUCUGUAGUUCCCAUCUAUGAUUUUCAAAACUUUCUUUUAUAUCGACAAAAGGAUGCCUGGGCCAGAAAUUUUAACCAGGUUCAGGAGCUGAUGACCAGUUUCAUCAGUGACACCAUGAGGAAGACCAACAAUCCAACACUUACUGUUGGAGAGUUCCUCAGUUUUCUCUUCUCCAAAGAGAACUCGAUUUGGGAUGAGAAGUUCUCAGAACUUUGCCCACUGGACAUGAACAAUCCUCUGUCUCACUACUGGAUCAACUCUUCUCACAACACAUAUUUGACUGGAGAUCAACUGCGCAGUGAUUCAUCAACAGAAGCUUACGUGCGCUGCCUGAGGCUGGGCUGCCGCUGUAUUGAGUUGGACUGCUGGAAUGGUCCAGAAGAACCUGUCAUAUACCAUGGACGAACCAUGACCUCCAAGAUUAAGUUUAAGGAUGUGGUGAAGGCCAUCAAUGAUCAUGCUUUUAUAACAUCUGAGUAUCCUGUGGUGCUGUCCAUAGAACAACACUGUGACAUCAAGCAACAGAAAAUGAUGGCUCAGAUCUUACGAGAUGUUUUCCAAGACAAGCUCCUGACCGAGCCGCUGGAACCAGAAGCAGAAAAUCUACCCUCACCAAACCAGCUGAAGGGCAAGAUCAUCAUCAAGCACCAGAAAAUAAAAGAGAGUGAUCAAACAGUUAAGCUGGAAGAAGAAAGGGGAAACACAGCUGUGAAAAGAAAAUUAGACAGCUUCAAGAAAAUUGGAAACACUUGCAGGAUAAGAAAAGCUAAAGAAAACCGUGUAGUGGAAAAGGAAGGAGAGCUUUGCAUCUGGGAUCCAAUAGAUAAGAGGUUUUACAGGCAUGACUGUGUGAUCUCAGAUAACAAGCUGUACUAUUCUGAAGAGAAGUGGGAGGAAGACAGUCCUGAGGACGCAGAGCUGCACCUGUCAGAGCCCUGGUUUCAUGGACUGUUGGCUGAAGGCAGAAUAACCGCUGAAAAACUCUUGCGUGAUUUCUGUCAAGGGAAGAAUGGAAAAGAUGGAACCUUCCUGGUGCGAGAAAGUGAAAAGUUCAUCAGAAACUACAGUAUCUCCUUGUGGACAAGCGGGAGAAUUCAGCACUACAGAAUCUUCUGUUCCUCAGAAUAUGGUCAAUGGUCCUUCUACUUAACAAGCAAGCAGCGCUUUUCUAGUAUGUGUGACUUGAUCGAGUAUUACACACGAAAUCUGAUCAAGUAUGAUGGAUUCAAUCUGUGCCUCAAUGGUUUCCUGCCUCGGCUUAAUUUUGUGCCUCCCCACCAUAUGGGGUGGUUUUACAGUAACCUGAGUCAAGCUGAAGCAGAAGACUAUCUUCUGAGGAUCCCUCGAGAUGGAGCCUUCCUCAUCAGACAAAGAGAAGAGCCUGACACCUUUACCCUUUCCAUCAGAGUUGACGGGGAUGUCGAACAUUAUCUGGUUUACCAAUACAACAGCAAGUAUGUGUUGGCAGACACCUACGAGUUUGGUAGCCUUGAGGACCUGGUUAGCUGUUUUCGUGAUGAGCUUUUCUACGGCAAGACAAAACUACGCUAUCCUGUAACGCCACAGUUAGUGGAGCGCUUCUGUUUGGAGGAUCUCUCAACGUGUGAUAGUGAGCAGUACAGUGAAGUUGCUAAAGACAAUCCUUUAGGUGACCAGUGUAAAGGUGUGGUGGACAUCUCAAAGUGUACCGUUGCAUGCAAAGCCAAACAUGCCAGGCCCCUCGUGGUGACCCUUUUGAAUAGGGAGAAUUUGAAGCUAACUGAGUUCACGUGUGAGAUCGUGGAGCAGGUGAACGAAUGGUACCAGGUGCUUCUGAACAUCAUCCAAAAUGAGCAGAGUUUGGAGAAAGCGAGAAUAGCAGAAAUGGAGUCCAAAACCAAAAUAGCUGUUCAGAUGUCAGAUAUGGUGGUAUACUGCCAAUCUAUCAAGAAAAAGACUUUUGAAAAUUACAACUACAAAGAGGUGCGUUCCGUUCCGGAUAACAUGGUUCCAAAAGAGGGGAAUGAAACUGCCGUGGAGAAAUCAGACUGCAUUUUGGAGUAUAACCGCAAAGCUUUGACCCGUGUGUAUCCCGGCAGUGGGCGAGUUGAUUCCUCAAACUUUGAUCCUUGUCCUUCUUGGAAACUAGGCUGCCAAAUGGUGGCUCUUAACUUCCAAACUGCUGAUAAAUUCAUGCAGUUGAACAGUGCUCUCUUCAGUCUGAAUGGAGGCACGGGUUAUGUGCUUAAACCAGAGUGGAUGCGAACUCCAACCAAGAAGAAACCUGCUAAACAAACCAUCAGAAUCAGAGUGAUGGCAGCCAGGCAUCUGCCCAAUCCAGACCACAUUGUCAGUCCGUUUGUGCAGGUUGAGUUGUGGCCGUACACAGGAGGUCAAGCAGACGACUACAGUUUCAAGACUACACUCUUCAAGGACAACGGACUGAAUCCAGUGUGGCUGGGCCCAAUGAAUCCACCCAAAUUCUUUAAAAUAGAUGAGCCAGACUUGGCCUUCCUGCGCUUUGUGGUUUUUGAGGAGGACACAUUCUCUGAUGCCAAGUUUCUUGCACAAGCCACUUUUCCUAUUAGAGGUAUUCGCUCAGGGUAUCGAUCUGUUCCACUGAAGAACAGGUUUAGUGAAAACCUGGAGCUUUCAUCUCUUCUGGUGCAUGUACAGCAGCUGGAGGUGUAAAGCCUUAACCACAAGGAACUUGCAGACGUGUCAAUGUGAAUAUGGUGAAAAGAAGGACGUGGUUUAGCCUUGGUCUUGUUUUUUUGGAAGAUACAUUCCAGAUUCUGGAUCAUUGUGGAAAUAAAUUGUCAGGACUGCAGAGCAGUUACUGUGAUACUGAAUGAGAUCUUAAUAAACUGUAUAUACCGUAUGUGCAUUACAUAUAAAUGUGUAGAUGUGUUCACAUGCUACUGAUAUGAGAAUUGUCAUUGUUAUCAUUUCUCAAAAUAAUAUCAAGCGUGCAUAUCAAAAUAUGUAAAACCAUUUUUGAAACAAAUGACUAAACUAAAACACGUCAAUAAAAAAAGCUUUGAAAGCUUUCUAUUUGAAACAUAUUCACAGACAGUUUAUUUUCAUUGAAACUGGUUCACAUAUUAGGCUUAUUUUCCUGUUGAAGGUUGUGUUCUCAUUACAACAGCCACAGAGCAGCAGCAGCAGCAACAGCAGCAGCAGCAACCCAGCUGUAGAUAGAAGCAGAAAAACACAGAAGAAAUAAGGGCAGCAGUUCUAUCUGCAAAAACUCCAGGAGUCAUGGGAAAUGUAGUUCAUUCUGUAUGUACACGACUGGGCCGCACGGACCCCAUCCACAUCAGAUUAAGACUCAGUCUCAAUUCAACAUAGCAAAAAGCGCUUUUCAAGAAAAUAAAAAAGCUGAAAUUAAUGUGACAUUAUAUGUUGAUAAGGAGACAUUGGAAACAAAUAGCACAGUGAGUUCCACAGGAUAUUACAAAUUAAUCAAGAAACUGAAGUACAAACUGGAUUUCAACUUCAAUAGAUUAGCCAUUGUCUCAAAGAUAUGGCGCUUUUUUAUAAUUUUGUAACAAAAUGAAGGCCGAGGGAAACCCAGCCCCCUGAAUCCUUCCCGCCACAGAGAAAAAUGGUCCGCUUUUAGGACUGAAGACCAUUACAAUGUAUCAGCUUGAGUUUCACCAGUGUACAGAAUGGCACUGGUCUAGUCCACCAUAACACACUCCCAAUAUAAUCCAUCAGUUUACACUAACUCUGUCCAUCUUUCACUUUUAGAAACACGUAUUGAUCCAUAUGGUAAGUGGUUGAAGGGGCUAGUGAUUUUACCCUUUACAUUAAAUCUAUAUGUUCAAAUUGCAAACAUGCAAAAAGAGAAACAAAACAGGCAACGAAAAUGGAUUAAACUUAUACAGUCAAAAAAACGAAACAAAUAGAACACAAUGACAGUGCACUUGGUCUGGGUGCGGGAAAGGGAACAAAAAUAGGUGACCAUUUGCACACAUCUUAAAAAAAAAACAAAGGCAACAAACAGUCUCCCAAAAACUUGAGAGAAAGAGAAACGGGAAAUUAUAUACACUCAUAUGUACAUUAUACAGUA